Molecule: messenger RNA, 2085 nt
Organism: Ipomoea nil (Japanese morning glory)
Lineage: Eukaryota; Viridiplantae; Streptophyta; Magnoliopsida; Solanales; Convolvulaceae
Product: CBS domain-containing protein CBSCBSPB1-like
Exons: 14
Coding region: 234-1886 (550 amino acids)
Molecular function (GO): protein binding
Source: RefSeq, a predicted model, not a curated record
CGUCGAAAACACAUCGUCCAUAAAAAUUCAAAUCAAAUUCUGUUUUGUCUGUUUAGAGAGGGAGAUAAAAACACAAACGCCGUUCAAUUCCUCUCCUCCCAUUUCCUUUCCUCAAGAAAUAAAAACUAUUGGCUCUUCCUUCCUUCCCCUUCCGUCACCCUCCAUUUUCCCGGGAAUUUCAUCUCGUACCGAAAUUUCCCGGGAAUCCAUUCCUUCUCCUCAUCCUCCCUACAAUGAGGACGAGUCAAGGUGUAGGAUCUCCGUCCAGGAGAAGCAUGACAAUGUCCAGCGUCAGCUCCCCGUCCUACGCCAGAAGGAGGUCUUUAGCGGCGUCCGACGCCUUCGGAGACUCCGCCUCCCGGAAGUCUCUUUCCUCGUCGCGCUCCAUGGGACUGACUGGAGAGAGGACAGUGAAGCGAUUGCGGUUGUCAAAAGCUCUUACAGUACCUGAAACGACAACUAUACAUGAGGCUUGCCGCCGUAUGGCUGCUCGGAGAGUUGAUGCUUUAUUGUUGACUGACUCAAAUGCAUUACUAUGUGGGAUCAUGACAGAUAAGGAUAUUGCAACAAGAGUAAUUGCUCGUGAAAUUAAUAUUCAAGAAACACCGGUUUCUAAGGUUAUGACAAGAAAUCCGGUCUUUGUGCUUUCUGACACUCUUGCUGUUGAAGCUCUGCAGAAAAUGGUCCAAGGAAAAUUUAGACAUUUGCCUGUUGUGGAAAAUGGGGAGGUCAUUGCUUUGCUUGAUAUAGCAAAAUGUCUGUACGAUGCUAUUGCUCGCUUGGAAAGGGCAGUUGAGAAGGGAAAGGCUAUAGCAGCUGCUGUUGAGGGUGUUGAAAAGCACUGGGGUGCGUCUCUUUAUGGCUCCAAUACAUUUAUUGAAACAAUUAGAGAGCGGAUGUUCAGACCCUCGUUGUCUACAAUUAUUCCUGAGAAUUCAAAGAUUGUCACAGUUCAACCAAGUGAUACUGUUCUAUUUGCAUCAAAGAGAAUGCUUGAUUCUCGCACAAACUCUGCAAUUGUAACAGUUGAGAACAAACCAUGUGGAAUUAUUACUUCAAAAGACAUCUUGAUGCGAGUCAUAGCACAAGAUCUUUCCCCUGAGUCAACUCUAGUGGAUAAGGCCAUGACCCCUAAUCCAGAAUGUGCAAGUGUUGAAACACCUAUUUUGGAUGCUUUACAUAGGAUGCAUGACGGAAAAUUCUUACACCUGCCUAUUUCUGAUAAAGAUGGAGUGGUCGUUGCUGUUGUUGAUGUACUACAUAUCACUCGUGCUGCUAUUUCCACACAGGUAGGAAAUACUGCUGGAGUUAAUGAAGAAACUGCAAACACUAUGAUGCAAAAGUUUUGGGAUUCUGCUAUGGCAAUAAGUCAUCACGAUGAUGAAGAGAUGCAUAGCGAAGCUUCAUUGAAAUUGGCCUCCGAAGGGCAAGAGACAGGAAUAUCACUUCCAUUUCCUUCGUCAACCCUGCAAAAUACUUUUUCUUUUAAGAUUGAAGACAGAAAGGGAAGGAUGCAUAGGUUCACUAGUGAUACUAGAAACAUGACUGAUCUCAUUACCGCAAUCCUUCAAAGAUUGGGAGGUGACAUUAACUGGAACAAUCUUCCUCAGAUUCUGUACGAAGAUGAAGACCACGACCAGGUUGUACUUGCAUCAGACAGUGAUCUCAUCACGGCUGUUGAGCACGCAAGGUCUGCCGGUUGGAAGGGACUAAGGUUGCACCUAGAUUAUUCAAGAACGCCACAUCUUAGGCGCGGUUCUGGCUCAAGUACCAUAGAAUAUGCUCAGACAGAUGCAUGGGCUGCAGCCUACAGCGCUGUGGCCACUGGUGCUGCACUAAUGGCUGCUCUAGGCAUAUUAGCAUUCUUGAGAAGAAACAAUAACUGAUAAUUUUCUUGGCAGACCGGUGGACUUUAGCCGGUAGCGGCUCUCAGGUGCUUGGCCGCAUGGUACUUUGAUGAACCAAUUCGUACUGGAAUGAUCAGCUGUUGUAUAUAAAUUUGUAUAUAUGGCUCCGAGUUUGGAAAGGAGUUUGCAAUUCUCGUUUCUUCUAAUCAUUUUUUUAAAAAAUUAUAUUGUCUCUAUA